AUGAUGGAACGGGCGAUGGAACAGCUCAACGUACAGCUCAGCCGCCUGACCCGCUCCCUGCGCCGGGCGAGGACCGUGGAACUCCCCGAAGACAAUGAGACUGCUGUGUACACACUCAUGCCAAUGGUUAUGGCCGACCAGCACAGGUCGGUGUCAGAGUUGCUCCUCAAUUCCAAGUUUGACGUCAACUAUGCCUUUGGGCGAGUAAAGAGAAGUUUGCUACACAUCGCUGCCAACUGUGGCUCAGUGGAAUGCCUGAUUUUGCUGCUGAAGAGGGGAGCCAACCCAAAUUACCAGGACAUUUCAGGCUGUACGCCUCUUCACCUGGCUGCAAGGAAUGGACAGAAGAAGUGCAUGGGCAAAUUAUUGGAAUAUAAUGCUGAUGUGAAUAUCUGCAACAAUGAGGGACUGACUGCUAUCCACUGGUUAGCAGUAAAUGGGCGGACAGAGCUUCUGCACGAUCUGGUGCAACACGUGUCUAAUGUGGAUGUGGAGGAUGCCAUGGGGCAGACUGCUCUUCAUGUGGCCUGUCAGAAUGGACACAAAACAACGGUGUUGUGUCUUCUGGACAGUGGAGCUGACAUCAACAGGCCAAAUGUCUCUGGAGCCACACCUCUUUACUUUGCCUGCAGUCAUGGUCAAAGAGACACGGCACAGAUCUUGCUUUCACGAGGAGCUAAAUACGUUGCCGACAAGAAUGGAGUCACGCCUCUGGAUCUCUGUGUGCAGGGCGGGUAUGGGGAGACCUGUGAGAUUCUCAUCCAGCACCAUUGUAGACUGUUCCAAACCCUCAUCCAGAUGACACAAAAUGAUGACAUCAAAGAAAACAUGCUCAGGCAGGUGCUGGAGCACGUUUCUCAGCAAAGCAACAACUACCACCAAAAGAUCUUGACCAGUCUGGCUGAAGUUGCAACUACUAAUGGACACAAGCUUCUAAGUCUGUCCAGUAGCUAUGAAGCUCAAAUGAAGAGUCUGCUGAGAAUUGUGCGCAUUUUUUGCCAUGUAUUUCGCCUUGGGCCUUCCACACCAAAUAAUGGCAAUGACAUGGGGUAUAAUGGUAACAAGACCCCUCGCAGCCAGGUAUUUAAGCCCUUGGAGCUACUCUGGCACUCACUGGAUGAGUGGCUGGUGCUCAUUUCCACAGAGCUGGAAAGGAACAGAAAAAACCCAUCUUCACCCCACUCCAGCAGCGAGAUAGCUUCUCUGCUUCUUAAACAGCGUGAGGCUGACCACUCUGGCACUAUGCCCAAACUUCCCUCCUUGCUGGACCAUCAGAUAGUUAUGGAAGCAGAGGCCUACACCGACGGGGAGGAUGUGAUCUCCAUGACUUCUAAUCGGCUCAGCGCUGUCAUUCAGGCCUUCUAUCUGUGCUGUUCAUGUCAGAUGCCACAAGGAAUGACAUCACCUCACUUUAUAGAGUUUGUCUGCAAGCAUGAUGAAGUGCUGAAGUGCUUUGUAACCAGGAAUCCAAAGAUAAUCUUUUACCAUUUCCACUUUCUGCUGGAGUGUCCAGAGUUGAUGUCACGGUUCAUGCAUAUCAUUAAGGGUCAGCCAUUCAAAGAUCGAUCUGAGUGGUUCUACGAGCAUUUGCUGGCUGACCAGCCAGAUUCAGACAUGGUUCAUCGUCCAGUCAAUGAGAGUGACAUCUUGCUUAUCCACAGAGACUCAAUAUUUAGGAGUAGCUGUGAAAUGGUUUCCAAGUCCACCAAUGAAAAGUUAAAACAAGGUAUUGCCGUUCGCUUCCACGGUGAAGAGGGAAUGGGUCAGGGCGUGGUUCGGGAGUGGUUUGACAUCCUGUCGAAUGAGAUGAUAAACCCAGAUUAUGCUCUUUUCACUCAGUCCGCCGAUGGCACAACUUUUCAGCCCAACAGCAACUCCUCAGUGAAUCCGGACCAUUUGAACUACUUCCAGUUUGCUGGUCAGAUUUUGGGUCUGGCUUUGUAUCACAGACAGCUGGUUAACAUCUACUUCACCCGUUCGUUCUACAAACACAUACUGGGUAUCCCUGUUAACUACCAAGAUGUGUCAUCCAUUGACCCAGAGUAUGCUAAGAAUUUGCAGUGGAUCUUGGAUAAUGACAUCAGUGAUCUUGGUUUGGAGCUCACCUUCUCUGUAGAGACGGAUGUGUUCGGGGCGAUGGAGGAAGUUCCACUUAAACCCGGGGGGACUAGCCUCCUGGUCACACAGGAGAACAAGGCCGAGUAUGUCCAGCUGGUCACAGAGCUGCGGAUGACCCGAGCCAUCCAGCCUCAGAUAAAUGCAUUCCUGCAGGGAUUCCACACUUUCAUCCCCCCCUCACUCAUUCAGCUUUUUGAUGAGUACGAAUUGGAGCUGCUGUUGUCAGGCAUGCCAGAGAUUGACGUGGAGGAUUGGUGCAGGAACACCGAGUACACCAGUGGUUACGACCCUCAGGAACCCGUCAUCCAGUGGUUUUGGAAGGUGGUAAGAGGACUGACUCAAGAGGAACAUGUUCUCCUGCUUCAGUUUGUCACUGGAAGUUCUAGGGUUCCUCAUGGUGGAUUUGCUUAUCUGAUGGGUGGCAGUGGUUUACAGAAGUUCACUAUAGCUGCAUUGCCAUAUACCUCCAACCUGCUGCCUACCUCCAGUACUUGUAUCAACAUGCUUAAACUCCCCGAAUAUCCUACCCUGGAGGUUCUGAGGGACAGACUGCUGGUAGCUCUGCACUGUGGGAGCUGUGGAUACACCAUGGCAUAAACCGCCCUGCCUUCCUGCUGCUGUGAGGAUGUCCAGGCUCACACAAUCUUCAUUGUUGUUUUUUUUGUUGUUGUUUUUAUUGUUUGUUUUCUUGCCCUGCACAAUUCAGUUUCAUUUUUGUUAAAUGAACAAGGGACAUGAUAGUUGAUGAAGCAUCACAAGAGACAAAACAGACACUACGGGUUUAUGAAGCAGAGUUUGAGUUGUUUGAUGGAUGUUGGGAAAGACAUCACUCAUCCCAUAUAACGGUUUUGAAGUCAAAUUACACUGUACAACUGUCUAAAUGGAACAGGAAAAUGAACAUACAGGCAAUCAACUGACAUCAAAUCAUAGGUAAGGAAAAAAUGAUGUAACAAAUUAUUUGUUUUUUAGCAUUAAUCUCUGCCAUAAUGUGUUUGUUCUUUGGGCUAUCGGUCUGUUUGAACAACCAAAAACAUCUUUAGUUGGGGCUGAUUGCAGGUUUAAGAUAUUUCUGCAAGCACAGUAUCAAUGUUUUUGUUUUUUGUCUAUUAUUGUUUUUACAUCUUUUAGAAAUGUGUUAAUCUCAUGUUUAGUUUUUUGACAUCGUAGUAAGCUGUAAAAGAGUUCUCCAAGCACUUUGCUGUUCGCUGUUGGAAAUCUUGAGAGAAACGUGUUCUUCAGUAUUUUAGUUUGCUGCAGUAUUGCCAUAUGGUACACAACAUAACAUAGAGAUCAUUUAAACAACUGCAGUGGGGAACCAAAAGCUGACAGUGACUCCAUUAUCGCAGUUUUUAUUACGGAUGGACAAUGCCACCGCAAAAAUACUUACAAUUUCUCAACCAUGGUUACUCUUUUUUUCAGAGUGAGAUGAAGGUAAAAAUAGUAGUGGAUGUACAGGAAUCACAUUUCAAACUUUAAGUGUUCAAUUCAAGCCAUAAACAAUGAUGCGUUUUGAUGUGGUUCAAACCUCACAAAUGAAAGGUGUCUGAAAACAGUUGUUGGUCUGUAGUUAUAUUUUGCCACACUGCCUUUCUGGGUGAUAUCAAUCUGUUUUUAGUUUAUCUAAGCUUAUGAAAUCACUGCAAGGAUACAGUUCGACGACCAAAAUAAAUUUGGGCACGUAAAGAUGUGUAUUAUGUCCGUGUUGAAUAGAAAUGUCUGUAGCACCUAGUGCUACUUUUUAAAAAUGUUUUACAAGCAGCAGUCUUGUGUUUUUGUCACCUCAGAAUUAGGUAAAAACAUGAAUAUCUGGUACAUCAUUUGAUGAUUUUACAUCUGCUGUUUUUUUUAUAAAUCUAAGUAAUAUGUGUAGUAACAUGACAUAAAAAGAUUUAUAAACCAUUCUUGAUCAUCUGCAUGUAUGGUCUCCAUGGAAGUACAACAAGGGUAACAAAGGGAUUAACUGCAGAUAGGCCUGUUCAGUUUUACAUUUAAAUAGCUAUAUUCGUAGCAAACACUUUUGAAAAAUUAUGAUAUGUAGUCAACAAGGCAAACGGAGACACAUGACAAAAAUAAAAUGGAGAUAAUUUACAUAGGAGUCAUACUUAUUAAGACUGGAUUAUCCUUUUGUACAUAGACUUUCAUUAAAAAAGAGUCACCUGCAAACUAUGUGUAAAGAUCUUAUCCAACUUGAUCUGAAAAUUUAGCAGAAUACAUCAUUUGAAUUGCCUAAAAUAUGUUAAACGGAAAAACAGAAACUAUAAUUAUUUCCUUUUUAAUAUAGAUAUAAAAGGUGAUAUCUGUGCAAAUAAUAAAAAAGAAAAACUUUUCUUUAGGAAACAAAGCUGUGUCAUAGACUAAGCUCAUCUAGUGAGGGGUGUGUGGAAUUUAUACACAUGUGUGGAUGCUUCACAUGCUGUCUUGCCAAUAUGUUUUCCAUUUAAAGAGUCCCCGUCGAUGGUAAUCCUCCUUGCACAAUAAAAUGUGUGUCAUUAUUUCUUAUGUAGAAUUUGUUGUCAUUUGGACGUAUUUGCUGUGUUCUGUGUUUGUAUAUCACAACAUGAUGUUAACAUCCUUGAAUUAGACUUUUUUUGUAUUCAUCAUGCUCCGCGGCAUUAUUUAAAAAGAUCUUCAUAUCUGAGUUACCAACGUUUGGCUCACAGUGCCAAAAAAAAACAAGAAAGAAAAAAGGUACCGGAAUCCUCUCAGAAUCAUUGUUGUCUUUUCUGAAAAAAUAAAUAAAAAUGCUGAAAGAUCAUGUCAUGAAUGUAUCACAGAAAGGUUUAACUUUAAAUGCAGAGUUCAGGCAUUACUUUGAAAUGACAGGUGAUUUAUUGAUAUUGUUUUGAAUUUCCUGUUUGAAUUGCUAUUGUAAAAAUAUGAUAUUGUUUAUUACAAAUUGAGUCUUUGUACUUGCACUGAAAAUGUAUUCAUUAUGAAAUGGGGCAUUUUAUCCUGAAGCAUAAUUUGUGCUUUGAAAUUUCUUCCAUUAAACUUGUAUUUGUAACGCUGUAGUUUUU
Molecule: messenger RNA, 5135 nt
Organism: Menidia menidia (Atlantic silverside)
Lineage: Eukaryota; Metazoa; Chordata; Actinopteri; Atheriniformes; Atherinopsidae
Source: the annotation of a GenBank genome assembly